GGCUAAGUCAUUUGGAAGCGCAGACCUUCGUCACACGAAGUUUGACAUGUGACCGUCUGUGACCCCUUUCUUCCAGUCUUACAUCCAUCCUUGUCGAAUGGUCCAUCGUUCUUCCGACACCAGGCUCCUCAACAAUCUCAUUUCUCACGAAAAGGAUUACUCGAAACACCUCUCAGCUCUCCUUGACUCUUCUCAUGCAUCAUGUAACUCGUUGACAGUGUUCGCGGCAUCUUCACCACCACCUACGUCGCAACUCAUUUUAGCAAUAGCAGGCUCGCUUCAUAGUGUGGAUGACGCUUUGAGAGGAUACGUGGCUGCGGUUGAAAGAUGGAGACAGCACUUGGCGGAUUUGAAGGAUCUGGAGGAUGAAGUUGGGAAUAUUAUCCGGGAUAGGGAGAUUCUAGUAACGCGACUGCUCAAGGCCUCAACCAGGUCGAAGCCUCCUUCUAACAAUAACAGGGAUUCCAUUAUGUCGUUCAGCCAUCAGUCGUCUUCAACCCUUGAUGACCCGACUUCGAUGUCAUAUCUACCAGGGUCUCCGGAAUCAACCUUCAGCACUCCAAACAAGAAGCUACAAGCAGCUCAAGCAGAACUACAAGCAUGCGAGGCCCAUCUCGCCAUAAAGGAACGAGAACUCGAUCAUAAACGGUCUGUUGCUGUUCAGGAAGGACUUCAAGCACGAUUUCGGGCGUUGGCAGAAUGUGGCGGUAGAUGGGCACAGAUCGGAAAGGACGUGACUGUCCGCCUUCUCGGUGGACAGCUUCCAAAUAUCACGCCCGACUCCGCCUCACCUGCACCUCAGUUCAUCUCCUCACCGGAAUCGAAACCGCUUCCAUUCCCGAUGCCAGACCUUCCGGUUAUACAUACACCGACACCUAUCAGGCCACUACCACCCACCGCAUCGCCGCUAUCUCAAUCCCCAGCUCCAGAAUCCGAGAUUUCACAUACUUCUUCUAUCGCCCCUUCUCAGUCCGCGUCCCAAGUUGGCACUAUAACACAAACGGUCUCUUCACCCGUUCAUAUCUACUCCAAUCUCGAGGCCGUGGAUGCGAGUGAAGGAGGAACGGUAUCUCCCGCUGCCGUUCCCCCAUCGCCGUUGAAACGACAUACCUUACCGCAUCGGAUUACGGAAGAAGAUCUUCGUCCAGAGACCUCUUCGGAUGACGAAGGUGGGCAAGAGCCCGUGAGAGUUGUUGAGAAUCCUAGAUACCGGGGUGGUGGUCUAUCAGCAUCUAGCCGUGAGGUUCCUUCCUCGCUGAAAAAGGACAAGGGAGGAGGGAUAUUUGGGAGUAUACGUGGAUUGUUCCACAGACAUCCUAGAGAGGGUAGUGCUGGUAGUUCCGUUGGAAGAGAUGAAGAUCAAGAUUCGGAGUCGGGGUCUGUUGGAAGAGGGAGGGGAAGGAGGAAACCUCUCUUUGGUGUUGGUGGGAAGAAGACCACGAAUACGAACACGAGUUGGUGGGGGGAUAAAAUCGAUUCUGGAAGUCCUGGGAGACCGGCUCGUCCUGUGAGGAGAGUUUCGGAGGACAUUAUUGUUCCACCGUCAUCGACUUUCUCCACGCCGGUGAGGGGUAGAGUGAUGUCGAUGAGUGAUGUGUCUCCGGUGAAUGGGAGUGUGAAUGUUAAUGGGAAGAAGUUGAAAAAGAAGGGUGGGGGUAGUGAAGGGCCAUUGCCCAUCGUGGAAGAGUCAAAAUCUCGAGAAAAGAAGAAGAAGGCGAAGAGGAGACGAAGUGCGUCUUUGGAUCCUGGUGCACUCCGAGAGGACAAUGAUGAUGGUGAGAAUAUUGUUGAUUUGGGGGGAAGGAGAAGGGAUAGACAGGAUUCGUUGGUUCGGGCUGAAGAGUGGGUGGAUAGUCAAAAGCGACAAGAGCCGCAGGCGCCUGCGAAAAAGGCGAGUACGAAGAAGAAGAAACAGACUACUGCUGGAAUUGGUACCCGGUUGGGUGGGAAAGCCUCUUCGUCGACACCGGUUUUACCUUCUUCUUGGGCAGCGGUGCAUGACGAUGUCUCCAUUGUUCCUGUGGAAGGUGCCGGUGGGGGCUUAUCCAGGAGUUCGUCGACGAGAAGUAGGGCACAGAGUACCACCACCACUGUCACUCCUAGCAGCUCCCCAAAAUAUCAGAGCUCAAAUAGCACCGAACAUAUUCGUAUUCUGUCUACCGUCCCUCAGCCUGCGACCACGUCGACGGCGACGAAGGCACAGAGACGCUCAAGUUCCCCUGUCACUUUCAGUAAUGGAAGUGCAAGUUUGAUGUCGAUAGUAGAAGAUGUUGCAAAGGCGAAUCGGGAGGCUUGGAGUGCCGGUUCAGGCUUGGGUAACACGAGUGGCUUAGCGAAAAGUGUUGGGGGAACUGUGAAACCGGCUUCGUUGAUCGAAGUGAAGGCGCCUAGGAAACUGAGUGCGAAGGAUCUGGAAGGGGUGGUGGAUAUUUCAUGCGUUUCGAAGGAGAAGGUGGCGAAUGGAAGUGCGAGCGCGAGUCUUUUCCUACCAAAAGCACCUUCAAUGGCGAAGGAGGAUGGAAGUGUGAGGUCGUUGCCUGUUACUAGCACUGCUACUUCUGCUGCUGCUGCUCAUCAACAACAACAGCCAGCAAGAUCGAGUUCUGUCUCCCGUGCGGAAAGGAAACCGGUGGCACCGUUGAGAAGUGCGCUCAAGAGUCCGACAGGCAGCAACAGUAGGGCGCCAUCGCCCAUGCCACCACCUGCCACCGCUGUGAUUCCAGCACAGCCGGAAGCGUCUACACCUCGAAUACCGUCUGGGCAGAUGAUUGACAGUAAUAUCAAUGGCAAAAUCAACAACGAGGAUGGAGAUUCAGAUGUGGACUCAAUAUCUUCAUACGAAACAGGACGUGAGGUUCCCGUUCCCGUUGGUGCUCCUUUUACGCCAACGUUAUCUCCUCCACCUGCACAGGUCUAUUCUUCUUCUCGCCUCUCCCCACCCCCGCCGCCGCUGCCUCAGAAACAAAAUGGAUUAACAGUCUCGUCUGAUAUCUCUGCAUCUAGUGGGUCCACUAUACAUCAAGGUGAAGAUGGAGGAGGUGAAAAACCAAGAAGAAGAAAAUCCGUCCGGGUAUCGUUAAAACCCCAGUUUUCGCCCACUCCGCCUGCUGUUGACGAUGAUCCAGAGGGGCUUUCGUGGUAUGAUGAGAGCACUACUACUCGUAAGAACUCGGAGGAUCAGGAUACCCCUACCCAUGAACGACACCCGGAUUUAAAACAAGGCCCAAGCCGUAACCAGGGAAGAAAAGGAAGGAACGGAGAUUAUGAGAGAGAUAUGUGGCAAGAUUCGAGCGAGGAGGAGGAAGACGGGGACUAUGCUAGUGCUAGGAGGCUUUUGAUGAAGGGGCUUUCAAGGGGUAGGAAGGACUCGAAGAGUUGA
Marasmius oreades (fairy-ring Marasmius) is the source of this 3379-nucleotide messenger RNA. RefSeq lists its product as uncharacterized. The transcript is spliced from 3 exons. Gene Ontology annotation, biological process: eisosome assembly; negative regulation of protein kinase activity; endocytosis. Gene Ontology annotation, cellular component: plasma membrane; eisosome filament. The coding region runs from base 98 to 3379 and encodes 1093 amino acids. NCBI's taxonomy places the organism in Eukaryota, Fungi, Basidiomycota, Agaricomycetes, Agaricales, Marasmiaceae. Gene Ontology annotation, molecular function: lipid binding. The record is from RefSeq and is a predicted model, not a curated record.